Messenger RNA from Acanthoscelides obtectus, 2994 nucleotides. NCBI's taxonomy places the organism in Eukaryota, Metazoa, Arthropoda, Insecta, Coleoptera, Chrysomelidae. The record is from the annotation of a GenBank genome assembly.
CGAACGCGAGCGUCUCUCGAUCGCGCACAAACACCCAAACAGACCGACAUAUAGAUCAAAACGCGGUGCCGCGAAAAGCAUGUGAAGUGUUGAAUCCAAGAAAGGAAUCAUGAGCCAGACAAAAACUAAGACGAAGUUUACUGGAGGUAUCUCCCAUGAGGAGUACACGCCGGAAGUUUUACUCAACCCCUUCGUGCACAGACUGGAAUUGGACACUACAUACGAGAAGAUUAAAACAUACAUCCUGACAGUUAUCCUGCUUCCAAUCAGGGUAUCUUUGAUCUGCUUCUUCGUUAUCACAGGUUGGAUAUUUGCCAGCAUUGGCUUAUGGGGCCUCACAGAGGAAGAGUUAAGACAGAAACCGUUGGAGGGUUGGAGAAACCGCCUACGAUCCGUAUGCUGCGCCCUGAUUCGCUGCGUUUUCAGCGCGGGCGGAUUCAGGAUACGCGUAUUGGGUCGCCCCGCCUCUAGAAAGGAGGCGCCUGUGGUGGCGCUCGCCCCUCACUCCUCAUUCGUCGACAGCGUUGCCAUGGUGAUCAUGGGCGGUCCUUCGAUCGUGGCCAAGGCGGAGACGGCCAGGAUACCGUUCUUUGGGAAAAAAUGAAGCAUGUGGUGUGCAUGCUCGGUUGGUGCAGCCUUAGGGCAGGAGGACUGAUCGUGACUGUAAAGGGCAGACAAGCGGAUCGAAGGGAGGCUCCGAUUCUGGUCGCCGCUCCACAUUCGACCUUCAUCGAUGGCGGCAUCGUUUACAUCACUGGGUUCCCGUCAACGAUCUGCAGAAGGGAGAGUGGAGCCAACAACCAUAUAGGAAAGCUAAUAAACUUUACGCAACCGGUGUAUGUAUGGCGAGAUGACCCAGACUCGCGGCAUAACACCAUAAGAGAGAUAGUUCAAAGAGCUACAUCGGACCUCGAUUGGCCUCAGAUCCUGAUAUUUCCAGAAGGAACAUGUACCAACAGGUCCUGCUUGAUCACCUUCAAACCUGGAGCGUUCUAUCCAGGAGUCCCGGUCCAGCCAGUUUGUAUCCGGUAUCCCAACAGGUUGGAUACUGUUACUUGGACUUGGGAGGGACCUAGUGCACUGAAACUCUUGUGGCUAACGUUGACUCAACCCUACAGCAACUGCGAAAUAGAAUUUUUACCAGUAUACCAUCCCAGUGAAGAAGAAAAACGUGAUCCUAAGCUUUUCGCCAACAACGUCAGAGCUGUGAUGGCAAAAGCUCUUGGAAUACCAGUUACAGACUACACUUACAAUGACUGUAAGUUGAUGAAAAAAGCAAAAGAAAUGAACCUGCCGUUGGCACCCUCACUUGUGGAAGUUAGAAAAUUAAGGAACAAACUAGGGUUGGAUAAGACGAAUAUUGAAGAGACCUUGGUGGAAUCUGUGCUGUCGUGUAGAGAUUGCAGUAAAGUCAGUUACAUGGAGUUUGUCAGCGUGCUCAACAUACCUCCAAACAACGUGGCAUCACAACAAUUAUUCAAAAUAUACGAUAAGGAAAACACAGGAAUGAUCGACUUCCGAGAUUACUUUCUGGGCGUGUUGGCAAUUUCAAAAGAACGAACACCGCUUGAGGCUUUGCAGGUGGCUUGUAAGAUAUAUGACCGAAUUGGCUACGGCAGGCUAUGUCCUGAAGAUUUCUGCAAAGCGGUUUGCCACACUUUGGCAUUGAGUAAAGAAUAUGCCAUGGAGGUCUUUGAACAGGCUGACCGAAAUCAACUCGGCUAUAUAACAUUCGAAAACUUUGUGAACUACGCCCAAAAGAAAGCAGAGUUCGCCAGUCUUUUUAGCCUGAGUAUGCAAGAGAAGAUGACACAAAGAAAUGUCGAGAAUUGUCCGAAUUACUACGACAAGAAGAUAGACUGAUCUCCGCUGGAAAAUACUGUUUGAAACUACUGUUAAUCGUGAUAUUAUGAUAAAGACAUUACCAGUUACUGCACAUUCCCGUAGAAACAAUUAUCGGAUCUACGUAAGCCCAGUGUUCUUCCUCAAUGAUGAUCACAAAAAUGAAGGAGAAUAGACACGAAACUUGAGAAUGUCAGAUGUGGAACGAAAAAGGCUUAACGAAUUUAUGUACUCGUAAUGCUCUAGUGAAUUUUCUCACUUAAUAAUUGAUUCGAGAUUAGUAUUGAUAAGUCAAAGUUAUUUUAGGGAUCAAAGUUUUAGAUAUUGAACUUAUCUGUAUAGUCUGGCUGAAUGUCGCCUUUGAAUAGAUCGAUUUUGAGAAUUUAAAAGAAAAAGUAACAAUUAUGUUGAUAGGCCAAUUAUCCGCCUCAUUGAUCAAAUAUUAUAAAAUAUUUAGAACACAAAACCUUUCCAUCUUCACGUUCCAUAAUAAAUCAAUGAUCAAGGUGCUCUAGAAUGCCAAACUCAAAUUUGAGGCUUAGAAGAAGGCAUGAAAAGAUUCUCGAAAGGGCGAGGGCAAUAUUUUGACUCUUGAAAUUUUGUUUUAGAUUUAAAUCUUGAUUAAUCGAAUUUGCUAUAACAAGAAAAAGAUCGUCGGAACUGCGAGUUCACUCUUGAAAUUUUGUUUUAGAUUUAAACCUUGAUCUGUCGAAUUUGCUAUAAGUUAUUUUUUCCCGUCAAGUCAUCUCUAUAAAACAGAUAAAACUGACCGUGCCGAUUGUAGAACAUCUAAACAAAUUACUUUUACGUUUAUGUAUCAAUAGUGCAACUUCUAUCUAUAGUUUUCAAUGUAUUAUAUAAUAGCUAAAUUGUUAAACAUCCCAUAGAGACUAUAAUAAUCUAUCUUUCUUUAUAUAUUGAGGCUUAUAAUAUUUGUGUGAACCAAUAUUCAACAAUUUGUGCGAAUGCUAGACGGUUCUGCUGAUAUGUUUCUGUUUACUUUUAUUAUUGACUGAAAACGAACGGUGAAACUAAAAUAUUUAUCUCUAGCAUAUAGCAAUAUCAUAGUAAUCAUAAAUAUAAUUCACUGUUAUGCGAUAUGUAUGUCUGUAUAUUUAUUUGUUUUGUAUAGAACGUUAUUUUAAAAAGAAA